GCUUUUAGCUCUUUGUCAUGACACCGCUUCCAGUAUGCACGUGACUGAACACUUAUAUACCACGAGGAGCCACCGCUAUGGAUUCGUCGUUAUCGUCGUCAUCUUCGUGGGUUUUCUGCGAUGUUAAACACGGAAAACGGUAAAGGCAAUUUGGGAGACGGCGGUAGCGUGAUUCAAUCCAACAGGCUCCGCCGUCAGCACGGCUUCCAGCUGCCGUUGCAUCCCCUGCAGCUUACAGGUUGGCUGGCGUUAGCUAUCCUCUCGGGUGGUUCAUUUUUAAUAUUGAUUCCAGCUUUGCCGAUUCACGUCCAACCACCAGUUCUAGCAGUACUAUCUUUAUUGCUGUUACUCCAUCUCACGACUCAUCUGGGCGCUGCAUUGGUCGAUCCCGCCGAAGCAGCAUUGAGAGAAAGAGAACCUGAACCAGUACCACAACUUGAUAGAACAAAAUACGCCCACGUGAUCGAAAGCGGCAACUGUCACUUGUGCCUAAUUCUGAUCAGCGGUCCUAGAACAAAACAUUGCAGCUCCUGUAACAAGUGCGUUGCACGUUUCGAUCAUCAUUGUAAGUGGUUGAAUCAUUGUAUCGGCGCAAGAAAUUACGCACUUUUCGUAAUGUGUGUUUCUACGGCAGUCGCAGCCGCCGCAGUAGUAACGGCGUUAGCCGUCGCUCAAUUAGUUUUGCAUCAUUCCUCGUGGUAUUGGAGUAAUCAGCAAGAAGAAGGGGAUUCAACUACCGACAAAAAGGAUUCAUUUAUACCUGAUAUAAACUCAACAACAUCCUUGCCUCCGUCCUCACUGCCGUCCAGUGAUGCCGCUUUUCUAGCAGUUGUAGCAGCCUUAGGUCUUCUGGCAGCCAUUACAGCUGGCCUAUUGCUGCAUCUGUGCUUUUUUCACAUAUACAUUUCAUUUUUGGGUCUCACCACCUAUGAAUACAUUAGAAAUCAAAGACAGAAUCCAGUUCCUGCUACCAGUUCUCAACAAGAAGAAGUGCAGAUAAAUAAUAACCCAAAUCUCAGACAUAGACCUAUAAAUUUAGGUUGCGGUGAACAGAAAACCAAAACCACGCUAUUUACGUGUACAGUUUUGGAGGAAACUUUCUCAAAUUGUAAUGUCGAACCAACACCAACUCCACCCAGUACUCCACAGGAUUGCCAAUUGUGCGUUAUGUCCAAUAAUUCUAUAGCUCCCGAAAUCAAGCCAGUACAACAAAAAAAAGUUAGAAAAAAGUGGAACUGUUGUGUAUCGGUGCCAGAUAGUCCGGACGAUCCCCAUAGUCCCUCCGAGCCAAAGUGUCUUAUAUCUUUAUGCAAGCACAAAGCGAAAAACAAGAAUCUACCUGCACUAGAAGGAAGAUCUCAUCGAACACACGGGCAUUGGUCGAGUGCUAAAUUAAGAAUGAUAUUUAGGGUGCUGGGUAAUUUGGGACACAAUAAACGAAACCCUAGCCAACCCACGCAACUAACUAGAAACAACCAAGUGGUGCCUAAUUCUGACCAAAUCCUCUCUACUCAACCCAUUCAAACCAUCAACAAUCUAGUACCUGUUACCUAUCCAGAGGUAACUAGAAGAGCUAACACUUUACCAGCUCUUCCAGCCCCGCCCCGUCGUAGACUCAUAAGUGAAACAGAACUGGCAAACGCGCUUUCCGUGUUACAACAGCAACAACAACGUUGCGGAGCCAGAAGGUCUCUUUAUCGUAGAAGGAGAAGGAGCGUCGUCCAUAGACCCAAAACCCCAGCCCUUUCUCCUAUUAGAGAAAGCGGGCUGUCUAAUCCUGCGUCUCCGUCCCGACAAACUUGCACCGUAUCAGCAUUAAGUGGAACUACGGGCAAUCGUCCAUUUUAAAAUGUGAGCUAAAGAAAAUAUUGCAUGGUCAUUUUUUACACUUUAACAAAAGUAAGUUCUCCAAACUAUCCACCACCUUCAAUUCCAAAAUCAAAAUCAAAUAUUUUGCAACCAUAUGAAGGUUAGAAAAUCCUUUAGUGAAAAAUUAUGCAAGUCUCAAUCGAUUUUAAAAAUUGACCUUUCAAUAAUUUCAAUUAACGCAUUGAUGUAUGAAAGUCUAUAUCGCUGGCAUUAAAAACCUCUUGUAACGUCAAACAAUUGUAUUUUUGCUAUCAAAACUUGCAAAAUUCAGUCAAGAUUUUCUUCAUUUUUAUUCCAUUUUGACAUUCAUAUUCGAUCUAUUUGUUAUUCUAAAUUUAUUUCACUCUCAUUACUCUGGUGUAGCUGUUACGAGUAUAGAAAAUAGAAGACAUACAAAACUCACAGACAUCAUAAGCUGUAAGUCAAAAUGGAGAUGGAUAAGUCAUGCUGGAAAUCAAGACAAAGAAUAAUCUAUCAUAAAUAUCACAACAUGGCGGCCAAGAUAGACCAGAAAUAGGAAAAUAACAUUGUAUGCAAAUGACACAAGACAGAAUAAUGGGAAAAACAUUAGAAGAUGUCCAAGAGCAGCAGAUGGAUAACAAUUGAUGAAGAAGAAAAGAUUUUUUGUCUAACGACUACAAGCUACUGAAGUAUGGAAAAUCGAAGGCAACCAAAUAAUAUUUAUCUACAUUGGGUACAAUAAGGGAAAGUGUCUUUAAAAUUAUAGUCACACGGAAAACUAGUAGAUCCUGUAAAAUUAAAAUUUGAAAAUCACUUGAUUUGCCAAAAAAUUAUCAAUAUAUUUUCCAAUAUAAUUAACAAUUAGAUAUUUUUGAUGAUUCAGAAUUAGAUAUAUUUCUUAGACAGUUUUAAAAACAACGUUGAAAUUUAAAAAAAUAUAAUAUCAAGUAGCUCGAAUAUAUCUAUGAAUUAAAAUUUUUCCUGAAUUAGCUGUUGUCAAAUUUGAUAAUGUUUUGCAGAUUGUUACAAUAUUUAUCGACUUGGAAACAACUUUUCAGUUAAUAAAUAAAAAAUACUGCACACUGAAAUAACAAAAAUGAGGGUGCUAAAGACAAAUAUUAAAAGUAACACCUGGGAGCGUAUGAAAUAGAAGACGAAGAUCUCUGGCAAUUAAAGCCAUCACACAUUAUAAACUUUAUAAAAGGAGUGGGAUCAAAAGAUUAGCUGUAAACACAGGGUUCUCCAGUAUCGUAGCAAGAAAGGGGGACACAAUAAAUCCUUUGGGUGGCAGUGUAUACGAGACCCCAAAUUCAUACAUACAUACAAACCGAAUUAAUGUGGAAAUAUAUUGUGUAAACAUAUUAACAUCAACUUAUUAUUCAAUUUAAAAUAAAAAUUUAUACACAGUUUUUUUUUUCAAAUGUUUCUGGGUUGAAAUAAUUUAUUCACUAUUGUAUUGAUUUAUUUAUUAUAAUUUUAGACUUGACACAGAAAAUAGUUUGUAAUUUAAGUAGGAAAUCUGAAACCGUUGGUACUUUUCAUCCUGUUCUCGUUAACCACUACACCAACACUCAAAAUGACACUGUCUGAGUUUCCCUUCAGUCUCUGAAGACGAUAAAUUUGUUAUCGAAACGCGCUUCAGACAGUGUAAUUGUGAGUGUUAAUGUAGUGGUAAUGUAAACAGUGUAUUCAAAUUUUAAUCAAAAGUGCUUUUAAGACUAAUUUUAAUAUAAAAUAUAGGAAGUUUUCAAUUGAGGAUAUUAAAUAUUGUAACACAAUUAAAGAGUUGAAUUGAUGAAUCUUAUAAAACAGAACAUGUUUAUAUAAAAUGUUUUAAAUCAUUUUUUACUCGAUCAAAAUAUAUCAAUGUUUUUGUGUUGAAUUGUUAAUAAAAUUAUAUUUAUUACA
Molecule: messenger RNA, 3738 nt
Organism: Diorhabda sublineata
Lineage: Eukaryota; Metazoa; Arthropoda; Insecta; Coleoptera; Chrysomelidae
Exons: 7
Coding region: 121-1848 (575 amino acids)
Biological process (GO): peptidyl-L-cysteine S-palmitoylation; protein targeting to membrane
Cellular component (GO): Golgi apparatus; endoplasmic reticulum
Molecular function (GO): protein-cysteine S-palmitoyltransferase activity
Source: RefSeq, a predicted model, not a curated record